This is a messenger RNA of Jatropha curcas, 1022 nucleotides long. Its product is annotated as ADP-ribosylation factor 2-B. Lineage: Eukaryota; Viridiplantae; Streptophyta; Magnoliopsida; Malpighiales; Euphorbiaceae. Gene Ontology annotation, molecular function: GTPase activity; GTP binding. The record is from RefSeq and is a predicted model, not a curated record.
UUUCUGUUCAGGUAAUAAAAUAGAAAAUUUUGAAUAGUUGUAAGACUAAAUUUAUAAUUAACCCGUCUGACUAAAUAUAGACCCUUUCUGGCAUACAGCUCUCUCUCUCGCUCUCUCUCGGAAAAGGAGCUUUCAUUUAGACUAGAAAGGAGAGACUCGCGUCACUUAUCAGAGCUAGCGAUUGGAUCUUAUCGCUAUUCCCUGAUCUUCUUUCAUUCUUUACUACCUAUAGAUAGAGAAUCAGAGAUGGGGCUUUCCUUUGCGAAGCUAUUUAGCCGGCUUUUUGCCAAGAAGGAGAUGCGAAUUUUGAUGGUGGGUCUUGAUGCUGCUGGUAAGACCACUAUUUUGUACAAGCUCAAGCUUGGAGAGAUUGUCACCACUAUCCCUACCAUCGGAUUUAAUGUGGAGACUGUGGAAUAUAAGAACAUCAGCUUCACUGUUUGGGAUGUUGGUGGUCAAGACAAGAUCCGCCCUCUGUGGAGGCAUUACUUCCAGAACACUCAGGGUCUUAUAUUUGUGGUGGAUAGUAAUGACAGAGAUCGAGUUGUUGAGGCAAGGGAUGAGUUGCAUAGAAUGUUGAAUGAGGAUGAACUGAGAGAUGCUGUCUUGCUUGUGUUUGCCAACAAACAAGAUCUUCCAAAUGCGAUGAAUGCUGCAGAAAUAACUGACAAGCUUGGGCUUCAUUCUCUCCGUCAACGCCACUGGUAUAUACAGAGCACAUGUGCAACAUCGGGAGAGGGCCUUUAUGAGGGGCUGGAAUGGCUGUCCAACAAUAUUGCGAGCAAGGCUUGAAACGAACUCAAGGAUUCUGAUGGUGUUGUAGACUUUUUGAGACCUGCGAGUCUGGAAAGCCAAGCUUCCCUUCUGUUCAGUGACUGUUGUAAUAACAGAAUGGUUUGUUUAGAUCUACUUUACCUGAAGUGUGGGUUUGAGUAAUAUUUCUUAGCUAGUACAUUUAUCUCUUCAAACAUAAUUAUAAAAGAACUUGGCACGUUUGGCAAUGGCGACUUGAGUUUUGUUUU